Penicillium soppii is the source of this 756-nucleotide messenger RNA. RefSeq names its product glutathione S-transferase family protein. Lineage: Eukaryota; Fungi; Ascomycota; Eurotiomycetes; Eurotiales; Aspergillaceae. The transcript has 3 exons. The record is from RefSeq and is a predicted model, not a curated record. Bases 1 to 756 code for a protein of 251 amino acids.
AUGAGCCAACCAAACAUCACCCUCUACACAAUGCAGACGCCAAAUGGCAUCAAGAUCUCCAUUGCACUGGAGGAGCUUGGUUUGCCAUACAAGGUUGAAAAAAUCGACAUCUCGAAGAACACCCAAAAGGAAGAGUGGUUCCUCAAAAUUAACCCCAAUGGCCGCAUUCCUGCCUUGACAGACACAUUCAGUGAUGGCAAGGAUAUCCGACUGUUCGAGUCCGGCAGCAUUCUGGAGUAUCUGGCAGAGCAAUACGAUACAGACUACAAGAUCUCCUUCCCCAAGGGGACACGAGAAUACUACGAGAUGAAGUCCUGGCUGUACUUCCAGAACGCAGGCCUGGGGCCUAUGCAAGGCCAAGCCAACCAUUUCUAUCGGUAUGCGCCCGAGCGCAUUGAGUAUGGUGUGAACCGAUACAUCAAUGAGUCACGUCGUUUGUAUGGCGUGCUGGACAAGCACCUCUCUGAGUCCAAGUCUGGGUAUCUUGUCGGUGAUCACGUCUCCAUCGCAGAUAUCGCACACUGGGGCUGGGUAGCUGCAGCGGGAUGGGCCGGAAUCGACAUUGAAGAGUUCCCUCAUGUCAAGGCGUGGGAGGAGUUAAUGGCACAGCGAGAAGGUACCGAGAAAGGUCGCCAUGUCCCUACCCCUCAUACUAUCAAGGAACUCCUGAAAAAUAAAGCGGCGGCAGAGAAGGAGGCUGCCGGCACUCGGUCGUGGGUCCAAGAUAGUAUGAGUGCCGAUGCCAAGAAGGCUUAG